GUCACAACGUACUGUACCUGGCUACGCCUUCACUCCUUAAAUAGUCAUGAAUGUGACUGAUGCGGGUGUGCGGCAGCUGUCGGCGCUGACGUGUCUGAGCCGCCUGGUGCUUCGGGACACGGUGGAGGUCAGCGGCGACACACUGGCGGUGCUGCUGCCCACGCUCAAGGAGCUGCAGGUCCUGGACAUCCAGCGCAACUGGUCCUUCAACAACGUGCAGCUAGCGCGCUGCCUGCCCGCGCUGGCCGCCGCCUCCAACCUGUGCUGCCUGGACCUGCGCGCCUCCUGGGUCACGGACGAGGGCGUGGCGGCGCUGGGCCGGCUGCCCGGGCUGCGGCGGCUGGCGCUGAGCCCGCAGCACGAGCACUGGGCAAAGUACCUGCACGUGCUGCCGGGGCUCACGGGCCUCACGGGGCUGGUGAUGGGGAACCUGCCCAGCGUCCCGUACCAGCUGGUGGAGGCCCUGGCUGCGCUGCCCAACCUGCGUGAGUUGGAUAUGUCUGAGCCGCCGCCGCCGCUGGAGGGCGCCGUGGGCUGGGCCGCCAGCGCUGUGGCCACCGCCACGGCCGUGUCCGCCAAGGAGCCGCUGCGGCCCUUCACAGUGGCGGCACUGGCACGGCUGAGCGCUCUGAGGCACCUUGACCUGUCCAGGCGCCACGUGCUUCCCGACCAGGCCCUGUUCCUGGCGGUGUGCAUGCCCUCCCUGGAGCGAAUCACGUUAGUGCAGUGCGGCUUGGCGCCCUCCGCCGUGGCGCGGCUGUGGCAGCAGCGGCCCUGCCUGGUCGUCAUUUCCUCGGCCAGCGCCGCAGCCUACAUGGGCGGCGGAGGAGGAGGAGGCGGCGUGUGUGGCGGGGAGGGGCUGGGCGGAGGCGGGGGCGCGGGAGAUGGAGGCAGCGGGGAGGGAGGUGUUGGGGGCGCGGGCGGUGGAAGUAAGGUGAUGGGGUACGGGCUAGCGCUGGCCGCGCCGGCGGGUGGUGGAGGUGGUGGUGGAGGCGGAGGCGGGGAGGGGCUGUUGUUGGAGGAGGUGGAGGCGGGUGCGGGUGCGGGCGCGUAGGCGUGUGCAUGUGUGUGGGGCUGUGGAGCCGCGGCUGCUACCGCGCACCAGCUUCCGGUUUAUGUGCGCUUUAGUUACAUCAAGUAUGGGGUUGGUCAUGGGUCGUGGGAGAAAGCGUUUGUACAUCUGAUCAUCCCUAACCCCAACCACCCGUUGUACGCUGCGGUGGGGGCGGCCCAGAGCCCCAGCCCGCUUUGCGUUUGCGAGUGUGCCGUUGCAGUGCAUGUCACGGCAGGGUCUGAGCCCGUAGCCCCGUAGGGUCCAAAGCUGCUGGUGAGGCCUUAUAUUAAUACCCAUCCUUUUUAGCGGCCGCUAUUGAAGGCUGUGAAGCUUCGUGUGGUACGGUAGUACUCCAUCGUGGUGCCCGCUGGAUCCGGCCAAGGUGCGUCGCGUCCGACAGUUUUGCGAGUGUUGUGUGGCGGUCAAAAGCAAGCUGGGUGUGUGGCCCUUUCGCUUGCGCACGGCCGCCGGGUGAUUCAUGUUUGCGCGCCACGUCGUGUGCCGGGUUUGGCAUUCGAGAGGUAAAUGCGCUUGUGUAGAGCUAAAGGCGUUGGUGGUGAAGCCCGUCCGGAACAAACCACGCCGCGCAUUUGCGGCCGAGCUUGGGUCGGCGGCGUGUGCUUUCGACGCUGUCUUCAUCUAGAUUGGGACAGGUGCGACGUCAACAAUGAUGAUUGCCGUGCUGUUUCAUCCAUGUGUUGUGUGGAAUAAUAAGACGGCCGGAGCGGCAGCGCGGCCGGGCACGUGUGCGGGCUGGGUCACGAAGGGGGACAAGCCGACAAGGCGGGUGACCAUGGUGCGUGCAGACGUGCAGUACGGCAGUUGCGCGGCUCACAGACUGACCUGGCAGAACGGUAUGGUAUCGUUGGCAGACUUAGUGUCCAUACCCAUGACACCUUGCAGACGUGGUUACUUGCAGGUGUGCGUUGCGUCAACGGUGUACACGAAAUGUGGUUAGGAAUGAAAAGGCGACGAGGUUGGCAGAAGGUGCUUGUAUGGGAUACGGUCCAGGCCAAAGCACCUGAGCAAAUACUAGUGUGCGCGCGUGGUGGUAGGCGGUAUCAGAUUGUCAGGGGGUCCCUGGUUCUCGCAUGAGUUGACCUGGGUCAAUUAGUGCGGCAGGAACAGCUGCUGCGUGCUUCCCGUGCUUUCAUGUUGCGGCUAUGCGAUAGGUGUGUUCGUUUGGGUGGUGCUGGCGGGUUCGUGCGGGCUGACUUGAAGCGCCGGCGUCUGGGCGGGACUGCAUCGCGGGGUGUCACUUGAACGAAUAAAAGUGAGGGCAUUGUAACAGGCCAUUGGCAGUAAGCGGCCAGCAGCAUAGGCGGAACCUCAUCAAGGCCUUGUGGUGCGCAACUAGUGUAAAUGCUCUACUGU
Chlamydomonas reinhardtii is the source of this 2428-nucleotide messenger RNA. RefSeq lists its product as uncharacterized. The coding region runs from base 47 to 1054 and encodes 335 amino acids. The transcript is spliced from 5 exons. NCBI's taxonomy places the organism in Eukaryota, Viridiplantae, Chlorophyta, Chlorophyceae, Chlamydomonadales, Chlamydomonadaceae. The record is from RefSeq and is a predicted model, not a curated record.